Messenger RNA from Striga hermonthica, 165 nucleotides. NCBI's taxonomy places the organism in Eukaryota, Viridiplantae, Streptophyta, Magnoliopsida, Lamiales, Orobanchaceae. The record is from the annotation of a GenBank genome assembly.
GGUCCUCUGAAACCGGGUUUAUAUCUUGUUGGCACGCCAAUUGGGAAUCUUGAGGAUAUAACUUUAAGGGCCCUAAGAGUGUUGAAAUCUGCGGAUGUCAUACUCUCGGAGGAUACUAGGCAUUCCGGAAAGUUGCUACACUAUUACAAUAUUAGAACUCCACUU